Messenger RNA from Triticum dicoccoides, 2989 nucleotides. RefSeq lists its product as uncharacterized. NCBI's taxonomy places the organism in Eukaryota, Viridiplantae, Streptophyta, Magnoliopsida, Poales, Poaceae. The record is from RefSeq and is a predicted model, not a curated record. The transcript is spliced from 2 exons. Bases 129 to 1424 code for a protein of 431 amino acids.
CCAGCCUUCAUCCCACUUCAUUCACAACCAGAAAUUCCGCACUCUACACUCGACAACGAGCUACUCUACCUCUCUUCACCCAUCAGCUAGUACUUCAGAAUUUCAGACCACCAGCACACGGAGAGAUCAUGGCCGGUGCGGCUAAGGCGUCUUGGAUGGUGGCGAUGAGCAUCGGUGCCGUGGAGGCCCUCAAGGACCAGGCCGGACUCUGCCACUGGAACUAUGCACUAAGAGCAACUUCAAUGGGACGACCCAUUUCGUCCGCCCGCGUCCGUUUGGAUCGGCGCGGACAAAAGCGACGGUCCAAAGCGCCGACCCAAACGGACGUGCGUCCAUUUUUCGUCCGCGGGCGAUCCAUUUCCGGCUUAAUUUUGAGCCGGAUUUACGUCGGCGCGGAUACGAGAUGGACACCGGUCAGUGGCAACCACCACCAUUUCCCCUUAUUUUCCCCCAAAAACACUCCCGCCCGCGAGCGCUCCCGUCCCCCAACCAGCCAUGGAGGACGCCAUCGACCUCGACCUCGACGCCGCCGCUGGCCUCGCCUCCCUCGCCUCGUCCGGCGCCGUCACCCCCUCCAAGAAAGGCAAGCCUUGUGCCCCGCGCAAGACCGCCACCGCGAUCAAGCCGAAGAAGGCGCUGACGCCCGAACAGCGGGCAGGGAGUCGGCCAAGAGGAAGGGCCGGAGGCACGCCGCGGACGCGAGGGAUAAGGCCGCCGUGCAGGCUGCCGCCGUCGCCGCCGCGCAACAGGAGUUGACCAACGCCCGCGUCACGGCGGCAACGAGGGAGGCGCUCUACAUGCUAGAGGUAAACCCUAGCCAGCACAGCCUCGUCCAAGCCGUGGUCGCCGCGGCCAGCACCGGCUCGUCGGCGUUUCCUCGGAUGGUGCUGCCCGACUCACCCCGCACGUCGGCUUGCAACCCGGUCCCCGGCUUCCACGUCUACCCGCAGGCCUCUUGCCUCUUCGGGGAGUGCUCGCCCGACGUGAGCGUGGUCACGCCUUCCACGCUCGCGCCCGCGCCCAUCGACCUCAACGCCACCCCGAUGGUCGGUGGCUCGUCAUCCGGCGACACAAGGAAACGCGCGCGGAAGACGCCGGCCGGUGGGCUCUCGGACGCCCGUAACCUGUUCGAGGAAAUGUCGUCCGCCGUCGACGAGGACUACAUGCAAAACCUCAACUUCGAGGGUGGUGCGCCGGGCGCUGGCUACUACCCCGACGAGACACAAAGCCAGGACGGCCGCGGGGCGUUCACGCCGUCCGCUGGCUAUGAUCCCGAUCAGGCGGCCUUCAUGCAUGAUCAGGUCGGCAUCGACCUGGAUGGCUUCCCCCUCGACCACGAGUUCCCGAACGACUACGGGCUAGAGGAAGAGGACGAGUGCGACAUCGAAGUGGAGCCUUUGUUCGAGGACGAGGUCGCCAACUAAGACGCCGGUCCUAAGCCGAAGCGCAAGAGCAAGCGCACGAAGGCGUACACAGCUGCCGAGGACAAGCUUCUUUGCAAGUGUUGGCCAGACAUUGGACAAGACCCAAAGACGGGGGCCGAGCAAAAGCAUUCCACCUUUUUGACUCGUGUGCACCGAGAGUUUCAUGAGCGCAAGAAGUUUCCGCCUUACCAAUUUGUGAGCACGCGCGGGUGGGUCUCCAUUCCCAAGCGGUGGAGGGUGAUCCAACAAGAGUGCAACAAGUUUUGUGCCACCCUUAAGAGCGUUAAGGCCCGCCCCGUGAGCGACAUCAGCAUGCAAGACAUGGCAUUUCAAGCUUUGGAGGCAUUCAAGGUUCAACACAAUGACAAGUGCUUCAACCUCUCCCAUUGCUAUCGGGUCAUCAAGGACGAAGAGAAGUUCAAGGCGCAAUAUGCCGCACUCAAGGCACGUGGGGGGAAGAAAGCCGUGGAGGAUGUUGGGGAGGGCGAGCCGGCACGGCCGCGGGGGAAGACCAACUUCAAGAAGGAGAACAAGCGAGAUGCGGCCACCAACGCCUUGAUCGCAAGCGUGGACGGCAUGACGAAUAAGAAGGACUCAAGAGAGGAGGAGCGCUGGCGUUUCAAGGCGGAGCAAAUGGAUGUUUUUAUGGAGAUCCAAAGGAGGAGGCUUGAUCUUGACGCCGAGAAGCAAGCCAAGAUGUUCGAGCUCGAGGCGGAGAAGCAAGCCAAGAUGCUAGAGAUCGAGGCCGCCAACGCUAAGACCAAGGCAAAAGAAGUGGCUCUUGCGAGCAUGAUGACCGGGGUGGAGAUCAUGAAGGUGGAUCUCAACAUCGUGUCGCCAAGGAAGAGGCCGUGGUUCGAGAAGAUGCAGGCCGACAUGUUCAAGUUCGACGACAAGUGAUCUAUGGCGGCGAGGGCCAUCUUUUUUGUAUGCGGCAGGUGUGCCCGCAUGACCACGGGAGCCACGAUGGCGUCGUCGAACUCAAGCCCUACCAUUUUUUGUGUGCUGGCAUGUGUGCCGGCCGGCUGGCGAGUGCGCCAGCAUGAACUGUGGUGAUAUUUUUUGUAGCCGGCAUUGUAUGCCGACGCUGGCAUGGUGCCGAUAUGAGACAUGACCGCUGACAUGAUUGGUCGCGGGCCCUUUUUAUUUAGAAGUUGAAUGCGGGCAUGAAAUAAGUCGGCACGUUGGGCGCACUGUCGAUCCAAAUGCAAAACUGGGCGGAUGCCGGGCGAGCGACCGAUCUAAACAGACAAAAAACGAACAAAUGCCUCAUCCAUUUAGGUCAGCCCAUUGGAGUUGCUCUCAGGUCGAUCCACUGGACCGCCAAGGCCAGGGCCAACGUCCGCGGGGGCGUCUCGCAAGGCGCCAAGCAGCUUCUGGCCUCUGCUGCGGAGAAGGCCGAGGAGGGGCUGAGGACAGUGAUGUAGCUCAACUGCUAGGGUCCCAAUUAGCAGUUGUUUACUUGGUACUACUGGCUAGGGGUGUGUGUGUUUGGUUCUGUGGCCUGAAACCACGAUGUAGAAACUUGGUACUAACUGGCUUCCCAUGGAAUCCCCCACUGUAAA